AUGCCAACGAUACUGGGCAUAUUCUUGUUUAACUCUAGAGAGAUCAGCUCUGAUGCCUGUUUUGCCCAGUUGUUCUUUAUCCAGUCAUUUCAAUGCAUUGAAUCCUCCGUGCUCUUGUUGAUGGCCUUUGACCGCUUCAUUGCGAUCCGUGACCCGCUGAGAUAUUCUUCCAUCUUAACCCUACCGAGAAUAGCCAAGAUGGGACUGGUGUGUGUGCUAAGAGGGGUGGCCGUAAUGCUCCCAUUCCCCCUUCUCCUGAAACGGUUCAGAUAUUGUCGAGUGAAUGUCCUCUCCCAUUCCUACUGCAUGGACCAAGAGGUUAUGAUGAUGGCUUGUUCGGAUAUCAGAGUCUACAGCAUCUAUGGCUUGUUUAUUACAGUCAUAAUUUUGGUGUUGGACUCGCUGCUCAUUUUUCUCUCAUAUGUGAUGAUUCUCAAAACAGUGCUGAGCAUCGCGUCCCACACAGAGUUCAUCAGGGCCCUGAACACCUGCGUCUCCCACCUCUGUGCCGUCCUCCUCUUCUACACGCCAGAGUUCAGCCUGACUUUGAUACACAGGUACUCGAAUGGCUCUUUUCCCUUGCUUCAGAUUGUCCUGGGCUAUGUCGACCUUCUGGUUCCUCCUCUGAUGAACCCAAUCGUGUACAGUGUGAAAAGCAAACACCUUCGUUCGAGGAUAAUCAGGGUGUUCGUGAAGUGA
Mauremys reevesii (Reeves's turtle) is the source of this 699-nucleotide messenger RNA. RefSeq names its product olfactory receptor 51G2-like. Gene Ontology annotation, biological process: G protein-coupled receptor signaling pathway. The transcript has a single exon. NCBI's taxonomy places the organism in Eukaryota, Metazoa, Chordata, Testudines, Geoemydidae. Gene Ontology annotation, molecular function: olfactory receptor activity; G protein-coupled receptor activity. Gene Ontology annotation, cellular component: membrane. The coding region runs from base 1 to 699 and encodes 232 amino acids. The record is from RefSeq and is a predicted model, not a curated record.